Plutella xylostella (diamondback moth) is the source of this 2702-nucleotide messenger RNA. RefSeq lists its product as uncharacterized. Lineage: Eukaryota; Metazoa; Arthropoda; Insecta; Lepidoptera; Plutellidae. The record is from RefSeq and is a predicted model, not a curated record.
UCUGUCAUUAUAACGGCAAAAUGAAAAAGUUCUCCAAAUUACUCCUAAAUGGAAAAGGCUAGCCAUUAGGCAUUUAUAAUAAAGUAAAUGACGCGUCUACAAUAUUGAAGUUACAUUUAACAGCGCAUCAGAAUAACCUACUUAUAUGUUAAAAAUGUCCUACUAAAAAAGUACCAAAAUAGGAAAUUCACCAAAUUCUAAAUUAAAUAUUUGAAAAAAUUGGGGGUUUCGUUUUCAGUAUUGUAAAAAAAACAAUUAAUAAUGCGUAGUUUUCUUCGUCGUUAUAAUUGCAAACGAUAUUAUUUUUCAGUUCUGAUCAUACCUAUUGUAGGUUUUUAUCUUUUUAGCAUGGUGAAAAAUAUGUUUGUGAUUAGCAAUGAAGAAGCCAGAAGGAACCACGAGCGUCGUCUCCAAGACACGCUGCUGGAGCAGCGAGGGUACACGUGUGAGGUUCCUCAGAUGGACCCCUUCGACAAGGAGAUUAUGCAGUUCUUCGAGGUCGUGGACAAGAUCUACUGCCCGGGGUUUGAUUGGGUGGCUUGUCAUCAUUCAAUCUGCAAAGUGAAGCCUGAAAUCCUAGAAACCCAUCGCGACAUAUCCUGUCUCUACAAGGACAUCAUCUACAUAACCGACAAAAAGGCCGAGUUUGGAGAAAUAUACACCAUCAACGGCUCUGAGGAAUACCAGCUGGUGCAAAGUGAUCAUGUGCAUGUCAAGUGCACUGGGAUUGUGCGGAAAGACAACAAACGCAAAGAAUGGAUCGGCUUUGUCGCCGGCUUCCGCCCAGUCCACAUCCCGCCCCCGCGCCGCCCGUCCCCGCCCUCACCCCGCGCCCGCCCUCUCAACGUGCUGUUCGUGGGCUUCGACUCCACGUCCAAGAACGGGUUCAUCAGGAGCAUGCUAGAGACGUUCAGGAGUCUGCAGAAGGACUUCGGGGCUGUGGUCAUGGAUGGCUACAACGUCCUCGGCGACGGCACCCCGGCGACGCUGUUCCCACUGCUGACGGGGCGCACAGAACUGGAGAACCCCGACAGAAGGACGUCGGUCUCUGUCAAGGAGUCCGUGGACGACCUGCCGUUCAUAUUCAAGCGGGUUAGGAGUCAUGGCUACCGCACAGUGUACUUCGAGGACCACCCCGACAUCGGCACGUUCAACUUCCGGUUCACGGGGUUCCGCCGGCAGCCCGCCGACCACUACUUGAGGCACUUCUUCACGCUCGCCAACGCGCAUAAUAAAAAGGAUAGGUAUUGCAUAGGAGACACUCCGUCAUUUCUGCUGAUGUUGAAAAAAACUGAAGAAUUCAUGAAACUCGACGGGCCCAAGUUCGCGUUCACAUUCAUAUCGGACAUCACCCACGACCGCUCCAUUUUGUCAGUCGCUGACACUGACACCGCGGCGUGGCUCCGUCGGCUGAGGGACGGGGGGCAUCUGGAAGAUACUCUUGUCGUGGUGCACGGCGACCAUGGACCCAGAUACGUGAAACAACGCAGCACCCUAAUAGGCAAGCUUGAAGAGCGUCUGCCAUUACUUGCCAUCAUUCUGCCCGAGCGGUACAAGAGAUCACACCCGGAGGCACUCGCCAACCUCAGAGGAAACAAGCGAACGCUGACCACGCCCCAUGAUUUGUAUCAUACGUAUCUGGAGAUAAUGGGCUUGAAGGAGUAUCAGAAUAGUUAUAGGGUGCCAGGGUCAAGCUUUCAAAGAGGAAUGUCGUUGGUGGAGCCAAUCCCCAAAAACCGCACCUGCGCAGACGCCGGCGUGGAGGCUCACUGGUGCGCGUGCGUCAAGUGGACGCGGGUGGCGGAACAGCACCCACUUUACCGACGCAGCGCCGAGGCCCUGGUCCAGUAUAUUAAUACUUUGACUGAGGAGAUGAGAUCCAAGUGCGCCAUCAGAACGCUAUCCCACAUCUCCUACGUGCAACAACAGGCCCCGAGCAAGCAGCUGCUGACCUUCGAACACAGUGUGGACUAUGACGGGUACAUACCCGUAUUCACGGCGUAUACGGGGGAAAAGAAACAGACCUUCAGUGUUAAGAUCGCGGUAGGCCCCGGCCACGGCGAGUACGAGGCCACGAUGACGUACUCGCUCACCGACGACGUGUUCAAGCUCGACCACCGGGCUAUCUCUAGGAUUAACGCCUACAACAAUGAGCCAAGCUGUAUAAGCGACACACAUCCACACCUCAAUAUGUAUUGUUAUUGUGUACAAUAGUUCCGCCAACUAUUCAUUCUCAGGCUCUGUCUCUCCACCCACAAAAAAGUACUUACUAACUUCUGAUCUCUACGAUCAAUUAUGGCAAAAAAUGUAUGUUCAAAAUGCCAUCUCUUUACGUUAACACUUCCUUUGGUCAAAGGUUUGGAGCUUAUAUAAGAUCACAUAUAUAUAAUAAAAAGAUAUGUCUGUUCGUGAAUUAAAAGAUUGUCUCCUACAGUUAGAUUACUUCACCACAGAAAGUAUUUUAGAUUAAGAUAUUGUUAUGUUGUUAUUUGAGCAAAAGAGAGAUAAUUUGUUUUUAUUUUUGUUAAAAUGUUUUAGUUUUAAUUACAUAAAUUAUGGUACCCCAAGAUACGGGCAAAGCCUAGUUUGGGGACCACUUUAUUAACUAAGAUAACAUAAUAUUAGUGUAAUAUUAGUGUACCUAACGGAAAAUGUAUGUACCUAAACUGUUUUUUGUGCAAUAAAGUUUCUUUUUAUUUUUA